GAGGGCUACAGCUGCAGUGGUGAAAGAAGGAAGAGCGACAGGGACGUACCUCGGCUCCCAGUCGUGACGUUCCUCUGUAAAUAUUCAGUCGCUCGGAUCUUGGGAUUGUUCUUUUUCGGUCUCACCACAUUUUUACUCCACUCCCAAGGAGGCGAGGGCUCCCGGCCAACGACAGUCUUAUCUGGCGGCUGUAGACUGGAGGAGGACGUUGGCUGAGCCACGGACGUUUUGAAUCAGCUUGUGGCAGAGAGCCUGCAGGCUCUACACUAAUGCUGAGAGAGGAUGAAGAGGUUUAAGCGACAUGGUCAUGAGUCUCACAGAGAUCGACUCAAACAGGAACUCUACCAGUUCAACAAGACAUUGGAGCAUGGGUUCCCGCACCAGCCCAGUGCUUUGGGGUACAGUCCCUCCCUGAAGCUGCUGGCCAUUGGCAACCGCUCCGGAGCCAUCAAACUGUACGGAGAUCCAGGUGUGGAAUUCAUGGGUUUACAUGACGAGAAUGCUGCCGUCACACAGGUGCACUUCCUUCCCCACCAGGUUGAACUGGUGACUUUGCUGGAUGACAACAGUCUGCAUAUGUGGACUUUACGAGCCCACAAUGGACUGUCGGAGCUGCUGGAGGUCGGACGUUUUAUGCUCACAGGACCACCUGGCGCUCCUCCAAGUGUGACGAGAGUCACAGCAGUGCUGGCCCACUCGUCGGGUGAGCUUCUGCUGUUGGGUACAGAGGGAGGACACGUCUUCGUCGUUGAAGUCCCUGGGUUUAGAGAGCUGGAGGAGAGGAACAUCAGUCUCGAACAAGUUGCCAGCAGUGUACCAGAUGACUACAUUGGCCGACGGAAUCUGGAACAUGUAGAAGCCUUACAGGAAAACCCAAUUAACCCAAACCAGGUUGUUAUUGGCUACGGUCGAGGUCUCAUGGUAAUAUGGGAUCUUGAGAAACAGUGUGCCAGACAGCACAUCCCUGCAACACAGCAACUGGAGAGUAUAUGGUGGACAGGUGACGGUAGCUACAUUCUCAGUUCUCACAGCGACGGGAGUUACUGUCGAUGGAUGGUCGGUAGAGAGGAUGUAAAUGACGAGGAAGAGAAAUCAGACAUUCCUUACGGACAUUUCCCCUGUAAGGCCAUUUCUAAAAUAGUUCAGGUACCUACAGAAGAAGGACCUCCAUACCUGCUGUUCAGCGGUGGUAUGCCAAGGGCCAGUUAUGGGGACAGACACUGUAUCACAGUGAUCCACGGUAAAAAGCAUGUGGCCCUGGACUUCACCUCCAGGAUCAUCGACUUCUUUGUCAUCAGAGAUGGACCUCAGCACACAGGAGAUCCCACUGCACUGGUGGUCCUGGUCGAGGAGGAAUUGGUGGUGAUUGACCUACUGACGGAGGGCUGGCCAGUCAUUCAGACACCAUACCUGGUUCCCCUGCACAGCUCCGCCAUCACCUGUUCCCACCACGUCUCCGCCAUUCCCCUCAAGCUCUGGGAGAGGAUCAUUGCUGCCGGGGACCUGCAGAACACACACUACUCUAAAAAGCCAUGGCCAGUAACGGGAGGCAAGAACUUGGCCCCAGACCCUCCACAGAGAGACCUGCUGCUCACAGGACACGAGGACGGAACGGUGCGUUUCUGGGAUGCGUCGGGAGUCUGUCUGUAUCCCAUGUACAAGCUGAGCACAGCUGGAGUUUUUCACACAGACAGUGAUCCCAAUGACAACUUAAACCAGGGCACUGAGGGAGAGUGGCCGCCAUUCAGGAAGGUUGGCUGUUUCGACCCCUACAGUGACGACCCGAGGCUCGGUGUUCAGAAGAUCCAUCUUUGUAAAUACAGUGGUUAUCUGACUGUGGCUGGCACGGCUGGACAGAUUCUGGUGCUGGAGCUUAACGAUGAGGCAGCAGAGCAGAGUGUGGAGGCUAAAGUUGUGGACUUGCUGCAGGGCCAAGAGGGCUUUCGUUGGAAGGGUCACACUCGUCUGGAUGUGCGAGAUGAGCCAGUAUUGUUUCCGCCAGGCUUCCAGCCCUUCGCUCUGGUCCAGUGCCAGCCUCCCGCUGUGGUCACCGCCCUGACGCUGCACUCGGAGUGGAAGCUGGUAGCUUUUGGCACGAGCCACGGUUUUGGCGUAUAUGAUUACCAACAGAAGAACAACGUCCUCGUCAAAUGUACCUUACACCCCAGUGACCAGCUGGCAAUGGAAGGUCCUCUGUCCAGAGUAAAGAGCAUAAAGAAAUCCCUCCGUCAGUCAUUCAGGAGAAUGAGACGCAGCAGAGUCUCACUAAGGAAACACCAUGUCAACAAUGCAGCGAAGCUUCAGGAUGCCAACGCUCGUCUGGAGGCAGAGCUGGCUGAAAUGGAGCUGGCUCCGGUCCAGAGGAAGAUCGAGGCUCGCUCCUCGGACGACUCCUUCACCGGUCUUGUGCGAACGCUCUACUUUGCCGACACCUUCCUCGCAGACAGUUCACAUAACACACCCUCCCUAUGGGCAGGGACAAAUGGUGGUUGUGUGUUUGCAUACAUGCUCCGCCUUCCUCCUGUAGAGCACAGAGCAGAAGAACCUGUCACAGCACAUCCAGCUAAGGAGAUCCAGCUGAUGCACCGGGCUCCUGUUGUUGGUAUAGCGGUGAUGGAUGGACAUGGCGCUCCUCUCCCUGAGCCUCUAGAGGUGGCCCAUGACCUCGCUCGCUCACCCGACAUGCAUGGGUCACACCAGCUGCUGGUCAUUUCUGAGGAGCAGUUUAAGCUCUUCAGCCUGCCUAAGGUGAGCGCUAAGAUGAAGUUAAAGCUGACGGCCAUUGACGGCUCCAGAGUACGGAGGGUGGGAGUCGCCUGGUUUGGCAGCAGCCGGUCUGAGGACUACGGUGAGAGCGGCCUCAUGGUUUUGACCAAUCAGGGCGACGUGCACGUGGUGUCGCUGCCCGCAAUCAAGCUGCAGGUUCACUAUCCGUGCAUCCGUCGAGAGGACGUCAGCGGCAUCGCCUCCUGUGUCUUCACGAAGCACGGCCAGGGCUUCUAUCUGAUCUCUCCGUCCGAGUUUGAACGGUUUACCGUGUCAACGCGGCACUUGGUGGAGCCUCGCUGCUUGGUAGAGGUUCCUCAUUCAGGCACAGCCGUGCAGCACAGGUCACCACCUGAGAGAUGCAACAGUGAGGACGCAGAAAGUGCAGCUAGACGUGUAAUGGAGCAUGCUUUGCUGAAUGACGAGAAAGUUCUCCAGGAGAUCCAGAAGUCACUGGAAGGAGACCAGAUGUCAUUCCUGGAGAAUCAUGUGAACAAUGCCGUAGCAUGAGGAAACGCUGCUCGACAGUGCAGAGAGAACUGACUUGCUGAUGCUUUUCAAGCCUACUGCAGUCCUGUAGCUACAACCACUACUGUCCCCUGACCCUUCUCCUCAGUGACUGACCUCCCGCUGACUCUUAGUUCACCUCAACCCUCGUAGAGAGACACCAAAGGGCUCUUAGUAGCAGCAGUAGUAGUAGUAGUGUACUCGGAGCGCCACAACGCUGUUUUGAAGGCCAACAGUGUAGACGGAGUUAAAGGAAGAAGCCGCCUGUGCCUGACGACCACGCAGCGUGGUCACGACUGCUUAACCCAAAUCUACACGAUGCACAUUCCUGACCAUGUGACCAGUGCUUUCAAUCAUCCAACCCAUUAUCUCACGUCUGCCAAUAGAUGCCACUUUUUCCAAAGUUGUGUGACUUAAAUAACAAUUACGCCCACAUCCUUCUUGCAAGGCUUCACCACCACCUCCUGUGUGUCGACGGGACUAAAACCUCAGUCUGCUUCACACAGCCGCGAGUGACGGACGGUAUGAUUUCACUAAUGAAGAUGGGAAACGUUUUGAAGCUGAAUCUUAUGUGAUUUGUGCCUUUUUUUUUUUGUUUUGUUUGUUUUAACUCCUGCCAGGAAAAGAAAUAAUGAGACGAGGCAUGAUAUUAAGUUGAUUAACCAGCGUUGUGAGAUAUUGGAUCAAAAACAAGAUGACUAAAAACUGAAAUGAUGAUAUCCCAAGCAAAAGUGAUGAUUAUGAGUCAGCAAUUUUAAAUGGCUGCCAUGUGUAUUGGAAAAUCAAGCUUAUGGCAUACUAAGUUAAAAUGAAUACAUUUAAGUGUCUUUAAGAGAAUAGUUGAAUACCAAAGUCUCUUUUUUUUAACUCCUUAACAUCUUUGUGUUUAAAGCAGAAUUGAUUUUUAUUUUCCUAAAAUCGUCUGUUUCACUCAAAGUCAGCUUUUUACUGAAGUUGUAUUUCAAAAUUUGGCAGUUUUAUUAUUGUUUUUACUUAAGUUAAACUUUGCAAAUCUUUUUUAAGACGCAAGUCAUAAUUUUAACAUCCACAGUUGUACUCAUUACCUCAUGCUUCAUUACUCUUGUUUUUAGAUCUCAUACUCAAACUUUGACCCAGUUAAACUAAAAAAUGUUUAGUCAGAUUAACUUUGCAUUUUGACGUUUCUGUAAAACAAACUUGCUUUCUCAUAAUCUACAUUUUUGACCAACUAUCUGCUGUACGUUUCAGAUUAUGUGUCAAGGGAAAUUAUUUUUAACAAUGCCCCAGAAGAAGAAAAGAAAAAAAUGCAUUUAUUGUGUAUGUUAAAAUAUGGUUACUUGCUUUUUUAAUUUUAUAAUUUACUUAACAAGUCACAGCAUUACUGCAUUGGAAUAAUAACACAGCCCUCACAGACCUUCCAUCCUUUUUUUUUCCUAUUGUGAAAUAACCGGCCAUAGGUACUUUGUCACUACUGCAGAGCUCACAAUGCUGUUUUGUUUUUUUUGGAGGGAGGAACAGGUUUCUAUGGGUUUAGAUUUUUUUUUAAUUAUUUUAUGUAAACCCCUUUUUUUUUUUUUUUAAAUGUCAGCAAUGAAUGAUGUAAUUUAGGAAUGUAAUUGUAAGCUAUUGUAGUAAAAUGUUUUUAAUAUAUAUACGAGUAUGUAUGUGCCAACUGUACCUGUGCGCCUGUUGUAACUGGGGUUGGCAGCUUUUUAGAUCAUACAAGGAAAUAUUUUGGUACUGUGUCUCAGAAUGCUGGGUAUUUUAGCAUCAACCAAGAAUAUAUUUUUGUAGUGAACUGAUUUGAGAAGCAAAUUUUUUUGAUCUGUAACUUCACACUACGGUUUCAUGUUGAUAAUUAUAUCAUGUUUUUCCCAAGCUA
Molecule: messenger RNA, 5134 nt
Organism: Solea solea (common sole)
Lineage: Eukaryota; Metazoa; Chordata; Actinopteri; Pleuronectiformes; Soleidae
Gene: llgl2
Product: LLGL scribble cell polarity complex component 2
Exons: 27
Coding region: 283-3276 (997 amino acids)
Biological process (GO): establishment of spindle orientation; regulation of establishment or maintenance of cell polarity; cortical actin cytoskeleton organization
Cellular component (GO): cortical actin cytoskeleton; cytoplasm; plasma membrane
Molecular function (GO): myosin II binding; GTPase activator activity
Source: RefSeq, a predicted model, not a curated record